Molecule: messenger RNA, 1001 nt
Organism: Vicia villosa (hairy vetch)
Lineage: Eukaryota; Viridiplantae; Streptophyta; Magnoliopsida; Fabales; Fabaceae
Product: chlorophyll a-b binding protein CP24 10A, chloroplastic
Exons: 2
Coding region: 103-885 (260 amino acids)
Biological process (GO): response to light stimulus; photosynthesis, light harvesting in photosystem I
Cellular component (GO): membrane
Source: RefSeq, a predicted model, not a curated record
UUAUCUCCCACUUCACAUAAAAUACUAUCUAACAACUUCUAUCACUAUUUUCUCACUAUACUUUCUUCAGAGAAACUUCUUUAGAGUCUAAAGAGAAUAGAUAUGGCAGCUGCAACAUCUGGUGCUGUGUUGAAUGGUUUGGGAUCUUCCUUCUUAUCUGGUGGAAAGAGGAGCCAAACCCUGCUAGCUACUUCCAUUGGAAGCAAAGUUGGUGUUGCAGCUGUUAGUCCUAGAAGACUUAUUGUUGCUGCUGCUGCUUCUGCACCAAAGAAAUCAUGGAUCUCUGGUGUUACAUUCGGCGGAAACUUCGUCGACCCCGAAUGGCUCGACGGAUCGCUACCAGGUGACUUUGGUUUCGACCCACUAGGCCUUGGCAAGGACCCGGCAUUUCUGAAAUGGUACAGAGAAGCCGAGCUCAUUCACGGUCGAUGGGCAAUGGCUGCAGUUCUAGGUAUUUUUGUUGGCCAGGCAUGGAGUGGAGUUCCAUGGUUCGAGGCAGGAGCCGAUCCCAACGCGAUUGCUCCAUUCUCGUUCGGUACUCUUCUAGGCACACAGUUGAUUCUCAUGGGAUGGGUGGAGAGCAAGAGAUGGGUUGAUUUCUUCAACCCGGACUCACAGUCGGUCGAAUGGGCCACUCCAUGGUCUAAAACAGCGGAGAAUUUUGUUAACUCAACCGGAGAACAAGGCUACCCUGGUGGAAAAUUCUUCGAUCCAUUGUCGCUCGCUGGUACUAUCCAAAACGGAGUUUACAUUCCGGAUACAGACAAGUUAGAGAGAUUGAAACUGGCUGAGAUUAAGCAUGCUAGGCUUGCUAUGUUAGCUAUGCUGAUUUUCUACUUUGAAGCUGGACAAGGGAAGACACCGCUCGGCGCUCUUGGCUUGUAAUGGAAAACAUUUCAUGUAGAUAAUUGAACUGAGAUGCUAGAAAGUUGCAAAUUAAGCUUUUUCUUAAGUAUGUUACUCCAUGACAAAUUAAAUUCUAUGUUAUGAUAUUGGAUGCA